AUGACUGAAAUAGGUAAUCAACCUAAUGUAAAUACAUGUACUACUCUUAUACAUGGGCUUUGUAAAGCUGGUGAAGUGGGUCUUGCUCUUCAGCUAAAAAACAAGAUGUCAAAAUGGAACUGCAGACCAAAUGUUAUUUCGUAUUCUGCGAUUAUAGAUGCACUUUGCAAAGGAGGUCUAGUUGAUGAAGCUUUGGUUCUCUUCUCCGAAAUGCAGAGAAAUUUGAAUGUUGUACCCAAUGUUGUUCUGUACACUUCUUUGGUUAAGGGACUUUGCAAUUCUGGCCGGUUAAUUGAGGUAAAGAGCCUCUUUGGCGAGAUGGUUAGUAGAAGAAUCUCUGCAAAUGUAACGACAUAUAAUUGUUUGAUUCAUGGUCAUUGCCUACAUGGUCAGCAGGAAGAAGCAAGAAGAUAUUUUGAUGAAAUGAUGCAUCGGGGAAUUUCACCAAAUACGGUUACUUUUAGUAUAUUGAUAGAUUCAUAUUGUAAAGAUGGGAACACGGAAGAAGCUUGGGGGAUAUUUAAUUUGAUGGACAAGAUAAAUAUAAAACCUGAUCAGAUUACUUACAACUCAAUGAUCGAUGGUCUGUGUUUGGCAAGCCGGUUGCAAGAUGCGGUGAAACUGUUCGCCUCAAUGGUAGAUAGGGGCCUUGAACCGAAUGUUAUCAGUUGCAAUAUAUUAAUUGACGGCUACUGCAAGAAUCGUAAAUUGGAUGAAGCUUUGCUGUUAUUCGAGAAAAUGAAUCAAAAUGGACCGAAACCCACCGUUGUUACUUAUAGUAUACAAUUACGGGGACUAUACCGGGAUGGAAGAAUGAAGACUGCUCAGAGGUUUCUUAAUGAGAUGCAAAAUUCUGGUCAAUCUCCAGAUGAAGUUUUAUACAGUACAAUUUUGGAUGGUCUGUGCAAGAAUGGAAAAAUUGUGGAGGCAAUGGAAUUCCUCGAAUCCGUGGAAGGUACUGGUAUCUUACCUAAUGUUGAAAUGUACACUAUCCUUAUUCAUGGUUUGUAUCGUGGUGGGCGAUUGGAAGACGCGAUAGAACUGUUUAAUGAGAUUCUAGAAAAAGGACUGGUUCCUAAUGUAGUAACAUAUACCACAAUGAUCGCUGGAUUCUUUCAUCACAGGAUGUCCUUGGAGGCUAACAAAUUAAUCAUCUAA
Molecule: messenger RNA, 1158 nt
Organism: Papaver somniferum (opium poppy)
Lineage: Eukaryota; Viridiplantae; Streptophyta; Magnoliopsida; Ranunculales; Papaveraceae
Product: pentatricopeptide repeat-containing protein At1g63130, mitochondrial-like
Exons: 1
Coding region: 1-1158 (385 amino acids)
Molecular function (GO): protein binding
Source: RefSeq, a predicted model, not a curated record